AUGUACAAACGUAAAUCUUACGGAGAUGGAACUAUUUUACUAAGGAUCGCUGAAAAAGACAUGCAGAAAAAUUGUCUUGCUCCCUUAAUAACGCUACGAUUGAUUCAUUUAAAUGGCACCAUCACCCCGAUAAGCAUUAAUUAUCCAAAGUUAGAUACAAUUCAGGGUAAUAACCCAUGUAUAAAUUAUAUUAAUAACCAAGUUGGUUAUAGAAAACCAUUAUCAAAAAGGGAUCCUGCUACUACAUCACAAGAUAAUAUUACAAAAAGUAAAAAUGAAGAAAGUUCACCAACAUCAAAAUCCGAAGAUAUAUCAGCACCAACAUUUGUAGAUACAUCAGCACCUGUAGAUACAUUAUCUGUAGAAAAACCAACAUCAUCAUUAACGACCUCGGCAUCUAUUUCAUCAACCGUAACGGUAUCUGAAGGAGAAGUACCUUUAAUCGAAUCAACUGAUUUGUUUGCAAAUAUUGCUCCAAUUACAGAAACAUCCAAAAAAAGAUCAUCAUUAACGACCUCAACAUCUACUUCAAUUGAACCAACCGGUAAUAACCCAUGUAUAAAUUAUAUUAAUAACCAAGUUGGUUAUAGAAAACCAUUAUCAAAAAGGGAUCCUGCUACUACAUCACAAGAUAAUAUUACAAAAAGUAAAAAUGAAGAAAGUUCACCAACAUCAAAAUCCGAAGAUAUAUCAGCACCAACAUUUGUAGAUACAUCAGCACCUGUAGAUACAUUAUCUGUAGAAAAACCAACAUCAUCAUUAACGACCUCGGCAUCCAUUUCAUCAACCGUAACGGUAUCUGAAGGAGAAGUACCUUUAAUCGAAUCAACUGAUUUGUUUGCAAAUAUUGCUCCAAUUACAGAAACAUCCAAAAAAAGAUCAUCAUUAACGACCUCAACAUCUACUUCAAUUGAACCAACCGUUUCAUCUAUAGAUUUAGCAACAAAAACCUCACAAACCGAUGAACCAAUAACUUCUACAUCUGAUUCAACUUCAUCAUCAACACCAUUAACUGUAUUAACUGAUAUUGAUAUAGUUACUACGGGCAAUCCAGCUGAAUUUGGAAAUAUAUUUAUAAAUUCAACAUUUCCGCCAAAAAAUUCUAUUAUAACACAAAGCAGUACAACUCCGUUAAACAUUACCUAUUUAAACCAAGUACAGUUAGCAUCUGAUUUACCUAAUUCAGAUACGACUGAUCAAAACUCAAAAAGUGCGUUAAUAAGAUUAACACCUGAUGGUAGUUCUUUCUAUACCACAACCUCCUCCGCCAAUCAAUCCAUAUUUUCCGAAGGAAUAUCAAGAGAAAUAGCACUGAUGAUACCAUGUCAUAUCUCACGUGUAAGCACGACAAAACUCUAUCAAUACGAUGCAUCAAAACCAAAUCAAAUACUAUUAAGAGUUGAUGUUCAACAACCUUCAAAUAAUAAUGAUAUUUCUCAGUCAUCAAUAACAGAAUCUGGAUCCGAUGAGGUUUUACGUGACUUGGAUGUUUUGAUUAGAAAUAAGUUUAUCACCCCUAUUUCAAAAGGUCUUUAUACUCGCUAUCUUGAUGAUGAGUUUGGAAGCCCUAGAAUUCGAUUUUCUAUAUUAAUGAUUAUACAAAUUUUCAUCUUUUGUCUUGCUAGAAGAAUAAAUAAAAAGGGAAGAAAUUGUGCUGUGUUUUUGUUUACUUUAAUUGCAAUCGAUUUAGGUUUAGACAUAGCAUUUUUAUUAAUACAUGGACAAGAUUUAUUAUGGUUAUAUCCAGUCAGUGCAAUAUUUAUAACAUUACCAAUCCUUUACAAUAUUAUAUCAACAUAUUUCAUAAUUACAACUGAAACAAAAAAUGAUGCCUUUUAUAAUUGGUGGCGUAAACAUUCAAAAACUGGAUUAUUGUUUACCGUAUUAGCAGGUGCUGAUUUGGAAUCUCUUAACACCAUAUCUUCGGGUUGUAUGUCGUUGGAUAUGUUAAGUGCACCUUUAACUCCUAGAACUAUGGAUUGGAUUUGUAUUCGUAAUGAUCGUAAAUUAAAGUUUAAAAAUGGCAACAAUUCUAUAAUUUCUGUUCCAUACGAAGAAACCAACGAUGAUAAUUUAUCACAACCACCUACUAAAACACCAAAACACCAUUCAUCGUCAUCAGAUAAACCAGGAUUUUUUAAAUCUUUAUUUAAAAAAAGUAGUAGAGAUGACAAAAUUACUGAUUAUAUUAUUCCACCAAAAAAAAUCGGUUCUGCUGAUACAUCUAGAAGCAGUUCUUUAUCAAUGGUCAAUUCAUCUGAUGGAAAGCAAAGUCAUAAAAGUAGUCGCAGUCACAAUUCUUCAAUUCUUAGUUUUAAAUUCAUUUUUAGUUCUUCCGGAUCAAGUAAUAAUGGUGAGAGUGGGAAAAGAGGAAGUUUUAGCAGUUCAAGAUUUGGUUUCACUAUAUAG
This is a messenger RNA of Entrophospora sp. SA101, 2409 nucleotides long. NCBI's taxonomy places the organism in Eukaryota, Fungi, Glomeromycota, Glomeromycetes, Entrophosporales, Entrophosporaceae. The record is from the annotation of a GenBank genome assembly.